CCUCCACAGGCUUUAACCUCUGCAUUUCCCAACGGCUUCCGUCGCCGAGCCUGCCGAGUUCCACCCUGCGAAGAAAGAGACCGUUUGCCGGCCCGCAGGCCGACAUCGCGCCCGAAUUUCUGAUCGCAUGUGACAUCGUCCGCUACGGUUUCCGGUGUGUGCUGCGCAAAGUGAGGACCCACGAAGAGCCCCGGUUCCCAUAGCCACCCAGCGAAACAGGGGUGGAACGUGUGCGUGUCGCAACCCCUCGAGCGCCGUCCCGCUGCGACUUCGAACUCUUCAGGGUAACAUUGAUGGCAGUUGAGUCGCGGUGCUGCCGUUGGUCCAGACGCUGCGGAGGUUGAUACUUAACGAGGAGAGAAUUAAGAGACCUAUGAAUAGUCAUGAAGAAGAAUGAAUGAUCGUGACUCGUCGGCGGCUGCAUCGACGCGAAACGCUCCCCGAUAACGGCGUCGAUCGCAGACGUCGGCGACUGACGUCAUCAUUAUCGGCUCUAAUACUGACAACGAUCGUACAUCGAAAUCAUGGAAACGCAAGAGUUUUUGGCGAAUCUACAUUAUCUACCCAUCGCUGUCUUCUUCUCCUUACCUACGGUCUUUAUUUUAACAUAUGUAAUCGCAGUCUUACUAGGACACGUAGAAGCCGGCUUUCCUUACAUUUCCGAUGCAGCGACUUAUGCACCAGAAAGUUGUAUUUUCUCUCAAGUCGUUAAUCUGAUCGCCAUUCUCAUGUGCUUUACGAUCUACAUAAGAUAUUCCCAAGUUAAAGAGUGCACCAACGCUUUUAGUUCACCAGCUUGCUUACCAAAGUGGAAUCAUUGGGCCUUAAUCUUCGGCCUCAUAUCCUCCGCCGGGCUAUCGAUCGUCGCAAAUUUUCAAGAAACUUCAGUAAUCGUAGUUCAUCUCAUCGGUGCUUUGCUCUGCUUCGGUAGCGGCACCGCAUAUUUUUGGACCCAGGCUGCAUGUUCAUUUUAUCUGCAUCCAUCAGGAUGCUCGUUACGACUUGCACAUCUUCGUAUGGCGUUAUCGACUUUCUGUACAGUCUGCUUCUUCGUAAUCCUCAUCACGGGUGUACUGGCUCGACUGGCUUAUAAGGGAACAAACCCCCGCAAAUGGUACAAAGAGGAUGGCGGUUGGGAGUUGCACGUAGCUAGCACGAUAACCGAAUGGCUAUGUGCAAUGGCCUUUUGUGCUUAUAUCCUGACAUUCACAGAGGAGUUUAGAGACAUCAGGAUAAGCCCUCCCAAGGUAAUAUGCAGAGGCGCCAGUGGAUACGUCAAUCUUCUUUCGCACUCGCCGGUCGACACACCCUGUCCCGGCUAUCGAUACCGCGACUCCAGGGACAAUUUACUGGACGAAGCGGCACCGUUGGUGGCCACGACGCCGCCGGCGAUGCGCGAUGAUGCCGAGAGGAGUCCCGACGUCCUCUGCCCGAUGCUGAUACACGUGCACGAUCCCACGAUACGCGAACGACGAUCCACAGGCCACCACAUCGAGAAACGGCACCGAGAAUCUGUCGAGGAUCGCUCUAAGAAGUGGAUUGAUCUCGACGAGAACGUCCUGGACGAUUACGUUCUGAUCGACGACAGGAAUCUCGGUCCUUUGGUCCCCGAGAUCGACAGUGAGGAAGAACUACCGUAUCCCGAAAACUCUAUUGAGUAUGGUGACGAUGAUGAAAACGAUGACAACGACGAUGAUGAAGACACUGGCAGCCAUGGCAGACGCGAGUGGUCGAUUUACAAGCGAUUGAAGAAAAAUGCUUCAAAACGAUACCUGUCUGAUUUCGACUUCGGGGCGACCUAUCCGCUCGCGAACAGUCACGGAAAUGCCUACCAAGACUCGAGUAGUCACAGCAAAUACGCGAGAUUCCGGAGCGCCAGGAAUGACCUUGAGGCGGUUCGCGAUCUUGAUACGACGUCAUAUGCGGUGGCGAACAGUCAUGGCGAACACGGCGAUCCCACGACAGACAUCAGGAAUCGCGAUUACAGAUGUGGUUCAGAAAGUGACAACCCGGCCUGGGACGUUCGAGCGACCGGCGUAAAUUACGAGAUAGCUAACAGCCACAGCAAUUAUCGCGUGUUCUAUGACAGUCAGACGCAACAUCGAGCCAUGGUACCACCCUGGCCCUCGGAACUGUGGCCAGGAAAUCACCGCAGAGAAUCUCACGCCACGUCCGAGGACAGCGUUGCGAAAAAGGACAGCGAUGAGUGCAGAGAAAACACCAAUCAAUCAGCAAAGAAGAACGAGGAGGAUUCAGGGACAACCUGCGAAAUCGAGCAAUGCUUGGUGCAAAUCGAGGAAAGUCUCUUAAACAUCGAGCAGAAUCUUCUUCAUGUUCAGGAUUUAGAUAUACCGGAGCUGAGGAACCUACUCUACAAGAGUCCGAGCAUCGAGCGAAGCCUUUACGAGGAUCUACUCUACGCAGACGGUAUUGUUCCAGUCAUCGCCAGGAACAAAUCCAUGUCUGUCGAUUCUGACGAAGAAGAGGAGGAGGAAGAUGAAGAAGAAGUAGAAGAGGAGGAAGUAUGGGUAGGGCAGAACAUAACGAUCAAGGAUAACGACGACGAAGACGGUAAUGCGGGCGCACCUCUCUUAAAUGGGUCCAACGAGGAGCCUACAGACACGACCAACGAGCAGAAUCUCUCGAGAUCAGCCGAUGAUCACUACGUCGACUGGAUCGACGGAUCGAACGUCAUGCAGGAAGAAACGAGAGAUUCGAGUCAUCGGACGGAUCCAGAGAAAGCGAUGAAUUUCAUACCGAAUAGCCUCGGGAAAACUCCUCGCAGGAUUGUUCUCGACGAAGUUGAAGAGAACAUCAGGCUGUGUUCGUCGGAACCGGAGGAGCUCACGAUCACGAUCGAUUAUAAUCUGAACAGUGCGUGUGCCGAGAAAAAGUCUCUCUUCCGUGACAAAUGGCACAGCAGAACGAACUCGUUGGACGAGAACUCGAUCUUCCAGAAUCCGGAGUUCAUCGACAACCAGGAGAACGGCAAGUCUUCGUUGCAGAAUAUCUUCCUCGAGUCCGCAGAAAAUCGCCGCUUAGCGGCCGGCGUGAAGGCACGCUCGGAAGGCGCGUUGCAACCUGACGCGAGCAAACGACGUGACAGAAGAGGAUCCCACGAGGAGAAGCUUCUGCAGGCGGUCGAAGCGACAGCGGAGGAUUUUCGCAAGAAGCUCGAGAGUUUCGCGUCGCAACGACGAACCAUUCUGGCUGACAAGCAAAGGAGAGUGACGCCGAGGUCGGACACACUGUCGCGAUCGAAAUCGCCUACGAAGUCGAAGCGCACGACGGCAGCUAGGAAUCAAGACAGGGAUAACGGCGCCGGAAAGAACACCGGCUGCGACAAGCGGAAGAGGAAGAAAUCUGGGAAAAGUCAGAGUACCACGGAGAACGCUCUGGAGCCCAGCAAGCUGAUCUCGCUCUCGCUGUCGUUGCUCCUCGCGGCGCUCCUGCAGGCGGUCAGAUGCUUGACGGACCUCGUGGAGGAUGCCUUUAGGUCGAUCAGUUACGACAGAAGUGGAUUGCUCCAGUAAAUCGCAGACUCUUCCCGAGAAAGAUAUUCAGGUGUUACAUGCAGGCAGAUGAAUAUUUCGGUAAUACAUGUUAACAACGAACGACCGCGUCGAGCUUCGCAAUCGGUUGCUCGUGAUCGUCCGAGAGUUACGCCCACUAUCUGUGAUAAACGCUAUGCUUAGGAUUCUCGACGAAAUUGCUAUCGUUACUCACUGCUUCCAAGGGUGAUCCCGAAGUCCACUCUGUCGACGAGAAGCGAAACGACAAAGUUUGAAAGAACAUAUCUGUCGGUGAACGUGAUCUUCUGACGAGCGAGUUAAUCUCGAUCUUCCGAAACGAACUUCUGUACAAUUUCUGUACGCGAGUGUACGCGUUGCUCUGGAAAGAAAGACACGACGAAGCAAAAUGCAGGAUGGUGCAAGUAAUAAAUCUGGCUAACUCUUCGAUGGUGCUAAAUAUGGGCUCUAAGCGUGAACGGUGUUUAGUAUAUUAAGUAUGUACGUUCAAAAGUGCCUAAAACCUGUCGCGUGUAUCAUAUGCAGUACAUGAUAUAUUAAUAUAUAUUAUAUGAUACAUUAAUAAUGCUAUUUACCUAUGUCUACCUACAUAAAUCUCUUUUUUCAAAGUGUAAGAGCAUUGGGAAAAUAAAGCAAAGCGAAGCGAGAAGACGAAA
Molecule: messenger RNA, 4186 nt
Organism: Ooceraea biroi (clonal raider ant)
Lineage: Eukaryota; Metazoa; Arthropoda; Insecta; Hymenoptera; Formicidae
Source: RefSeq, a predicted model, not a curated record